Messenger RNA from Phacochoerus africanus (Common warthog), 3232 nucleotides. RefSeq names its product purinergic receptor P2Y14 (gene P2RY14). Gene Ontology annotation, molecular function: G protein-coupled purinergic nucleotide receptor activity. Bases 2165 to 3178 code for a protein of 337 amino acids. Gene Ontology annotation, cellular component: membrane. The record is from RefSeq and is a predicted model, not a curated record. The transcript is spliced from 4 exons. NCBI's taxonomy places the organism in Eukaryota, Metazoa, Chordata, Mammalia, Artiodactyla, Suidae. Gene Ontology annotation, biological process: G protein-coupled receptor signaling pathway.
CAGGAACUCCAAGCCCCAAGAGCUUUGAACAGUGUCUGUGAGCAUCUGUGUGUUAUCUCAAUUUUUGUGCAUACAUUAGCAAGAAAUAUCCUAAGAUAAAUUUCUUCUUCACUUUAUGACAUUCUGGCUUACAAAAGAUUCCAUAGGAAUGCUCCACUUUGGGACAGCAGGGAAAACUGUACAAGAAUGGCUGAAACUUUAGAAACAAUUCAAAUUCAGGAAAAAACAGAUGAAAGGAAAAGAGAAUUAUUCCCGAAAAUUAUUCCAGGCAAAGGGAGAGGCCUAAGAACCAAUGAUAAUUGCCUGAAGCUCAAAGAGGUCAGUGUCGCUGUGACAUAAAGUUCAAGGCAAGCAGUGGCAGCAAGUGAGGAGUGUGAGAUCACACAAUACCAAGCCUGCCAAACAGCAUGAAUUUAUCUUGUAGGUGAUAGGGAACCCACAAAAAGGACAUGGUCAUGCUUAUAUUUUAUAGGGAUCCCAUUCAUGGGUGACCAGAGGACAGACACUGUAGGUGGGAAAUAGACUGGAGGCAGGGAAUAUAGGCAAAAAAUGACCUUGAGUUUGGUAGGAACCAUAGACAAUAUAUAUUUAGGUGUUUAAAAAAAUCACCAGGGAGUUCUCUGGUGGCUCAGCAGGUAAAGGAUCUGGCUUUGUCACUGUUGUAGCAUGGGUUUGACCCCUGCCUCUGCAACUUCCACAUGGAUAAUGAUAAGAUGAUGAAGGAUAAUUUAAUGGUUUAAAAGGGACUUAAAGUCAAAUCAGACCUUUGAGGGGUUUUAUUUUGAUAAUGAUAAUAACCAUGACUGGUCAAUGAACAUGCUGUCUUAAGACAAAGGGAAAGAAGCUGACGCAAUGAGUUAAGGUGAGGACACUGGUCCAAAACUAGAUGAGUUUGAAGUAGACAGCGUAUGGGACACCCGGGCCCUUCCUCCUGAGAGAUGAAUUAUCACUGUAUGAAUCCAGAGGACUAUGUAAGAAAAGUAAAGGAUCCCAGCAACAACCUGUUGAAUAAGGAAAUAAUCCAGAAAUUAGGGUCAAACAGGGUGCACUGAGACCAAGAGUUUAAGAAGAAGGGGUAAACUGAAGACAGAUCAGGAGACUGAGCAGCGCCAAGUCAAGGUUGGUUACGUGUCAGGCUAACGUCCAGAGGAGAGCAGGCAUGGGCAGGAACCAAGGCCACCCCUAGAACAGGGUGAGGCUAGAGAGGAAAAUCACCCACGUCCAAAGGAGCCAGCUUUGGGGUCCUUUCCAUCUCUGAUCUCAUCUGAUGAUUUUCUUGCCCUAGGCUGGCCAAGAAGCUCGGGAGAACAUGUGCUUAACACAGCCUCCCUACUCCUUCUCCCAGCACUGAAGGUGGGAAAUGUUCUGGUCUCCCACAUAUUUUUGGUUUUCCAACAAUGUUCAAGGAGUUAGUGGAGCCAUGUGAAUUACCACUUGAAAAUACCUCCCAAUAAAUGCAGAAGCUAUUCUUACAACAGCUUCCCAGGAAGAGGUCACACAGCCAGGCAUGGGAAAGAUCCAGCCUCCAGCUGACUGGAGCUCUCGCCUGCCCCAGCGCUCUCUCCUCUCUCUCUCUCUCUUUCCUUCUGCCUCGGAACCUAGUGUCAUACCAGUUACUGUGUGGUCAGGCCUUGAUAAUUUGUCACCUUAAGCACAAAUCAGAUCUAGCUCACACAAGCACUUAGUAGAGCUGGGCUCCAAAGAGGACUGGACAUCUGUGGUACUUGACAGUCAAGCCUUUGGCGAGAUGUCAACAUUUCAUAGAGCACUUUAAAUGUUUUGGUUUGAGAGCUAAUGCAGCAUUUCCCACCGGUCAACACGAGCAGCCCAGGCAGAAAGCAAAGUAGAUUUCCCUCAGCAUCAGAUGUUACACUCAGCUGCUGAUUCAACGUUGCUUGCCUUCAGAGACCAUAGGACACUGGAAAAAUUGGAUCAUUGGUGAAGAAACACUUUGGCCAUUUCAAGAUGACAAGCACUCACCGGGCUAAAUUACUUCAUUGAAAGGAAACCUCAUUUUAGACCAAAAAAAAUUUUAAGGGCUUGGACAAGCUACUUACAAAUAGUAAAGCAGCUGAGAGCCUGGAAGGAGGAACAGAGGGCUGUUGGGCCACACCAAGACAUCCUUUCAUUCUGAUUUGGUCUUGCCCUCAGAAGUGAGAAGACGAUGAAUGCCACCACCACCCAGGCCCCCGAGGAGUCCUGCCCCCAGAACACCCUCAUCACCCAGAAAAUCAUCCCUGCGCUGUACUUCGUGGUCUUCGUGGCUGGCAUCCUGCUCAAUGGCGUGUCGGGGUGGAUAUUUUUCUACGUGCCCAGCUCCAAGAGUUUCAUUGUCUAUCUCAAGAAUAUUGUUGUUGCUGACUUCCUGAUGAGCCUGACUUUUCCCUUCAAGAUCCUGGGUGACUCGGGCCUCGGGCCCUGGCAGCUGAACGUGUUCGUGUGCAGGGUCUCCGCCGUGCUCUUCUACAUCAACAUGUACGUCAGCAUCGUGUUCUUCGGGUUCAUCGGCUUCGACAGGUAUUAUAAGAUCGUAAAGCCACUUCUGACGUCAUUCGUCCAGUCCGUGACCUCUAGCAAACUCCUAUCGGUGCUGGUGUGGAGCCUCACACUGCUGUUGGCCGUUCCCAACAUGAUCCUGACCAACCAGAGCGUCAGGGAGGGCACACGCAUUAAGUGUGUAGAACUGAAAAAUGAACUGGGCCGCAACUGGCACAAGGCCUCCAACUAUAUCUUUGUAGGCAUCUUCUGGAUUGUGUUUCUUUCCUUAAUCAUCUUCUACACUGCUAUCACGAGGAAGAUCUUUAAGUCCCACCUUAAGGCCAGAAAGAAUUCCAGUUCGGUUAAGAAGAAAUCAAGUCGCAAUAUAUUCAGCAUCAUGUUAGUGUUUUUUGUCUGCUUUGUACCUUACCACAUUGCCAGAAUCCCCUACACACGGAGCCAAACCGAAGCCCAUUACAGCUGCCAGUCCAAAGAAAUCCUGCUCUAUGUGAAAGAAUUCUCUCUGUUACUAUCAGCUGCAAAUGUAUGCCUGGACCCUAUUAUUUAUUUCUUUCUAUGCCAGCCAUUUAGAGAAAUCUUAUGUAAGAAAUUGCACAUCCCAGUAAAAGCUCAGCAUGACUUAGAAACUUCCAAAACUAAAAGGGGAAAUAUAAUGCAAGAAAGCACGGAUACUUUGUGAAUUCCCAUCUUCAUUCAAAUAAAGUCCGUGCAAGCAUACUGUCAUUUUCAAUUA